Gadus chalcogrammus (walleye pollock) is the source of this 5266-nucleotide messenger RNA. RefSeq names its product SPRY domain-containing protein 3-like. The transcript has 11 exons. Gene Ontology annotation, molecular function: protein binding. The record is from RefSeq and is a predicted model, not a curated record. The coding region runs from base 288 to 1532 and encodes 414 amino acids. NCBI's taxonomy places the organism in Eukaryota, Metazoa, Chordata, Actinopteri, Gadiformes, Gadidae.
GACCCGAGGAGGAGGUACUUCCGUCAUCGCUUGGACAGAAAAUAACUCUUGAUACGAUUGGGUCAGAACAAAAUCGACGGCGAUACUUUAGUUGUUAAACAGCAGGAAAUAAAUGUGACAUCAAAGGUCUUGGAUAGUAUGAGGAUAACGUAAGGUAUCUACGUAUUAAAAUUACGUCAUAAACCAUAGCAAUGGUGUUUAACACUUAUUGAAUCGUCAGUUAGUAUAGUUAAGAAGUGGUGAUGCAUUCAAGUGCACUUCCUAAACUGGUUUGACCACAUCAGAAAAUGGACGACAUAAACCUUCACUACCGCUUCCUGAACUGGAGGCGGCGGAUUCGGGAGAUUCGAGAAGUCCGAGCCGUGCGGUACCGGGAGCGGUUCAAGAAGAUCCAGAGGAACGGUGACGUGCUGCGAUAUCAUGGGAACUCGGAUGAGGUGGGCUGUUACGUCGCCCCCCGCCCAGUGUCUAAAGGAAACUGCUAUUUUGAGGUGACCAUCAUCGACACGGGGGUGAGGGGGAUGAUCGCCGUGGGCCUGGUGCCCCAGAACUACAAGCUGGAUCAUCAGCCCGGCUGGCUGCCCCAGUCGGUGGCCUACCACGCCGACGACGGCAAGCUCUACAACGGUAACACGGUAGGUCAGCAGUUUGGACCCAAGUGUAACCGUGGCGACAGGAUUGGCUGUGGAAUCUUCAUUGAUCCUCUCAGCGAUGGAAAGAUUACAGUGUUCUUCACCAAGAACGGCAAGGAGGUAGGUAAGGUGGAGGUGGGCCGCCCCCCCGAGGGGCUCUACCCCGCCCUGGGGAUGCACUCCCUGGGGGAGGAGGUGCAGCUGGACCUGCACGCCGAGUGGCGGAGGGAGGACGAGGACGGCAUGAUGAUCGUGGACAGCCACGAGGACGACUGGGGCCGCCUGCACGACGUCACGGCCACCGGCACGCUGCUGGAGUACCGGGGCAAGGGGAAGAGCAUGGUGGACGUGGGUCUGGCCCAGGCCCGCUGGCCCCUGGACACGCAGGCCCACUACUACGAGCUGGAGAUCAUGAGCGGCGGGGAGAAGUGCUACAUCGCCCUGGGGCUGGCGCGCAGGGACUACCCUAAGAACAGACACCCUGGGUGGAGCAGAGGAUCUAUCGCAUACCACGCUGACGACGGCAAGAUGUUCCACGGCAGUGGGGUGGGGGACCCCUUCGGACCCCGCUGCAACCAGGGGGACCUCAUGGGCUGUGGCAUCAUGUUCCCCAGGGACUACAACCAGGAAACAGGCGAUGACUCUGAGGACUGGGAGCCGGACACCCAGCCCAAGGACAGCCAGGUGCAGAACGACCUGUACGCCAACAACGAGGAGGACGAGGAGGAGGGGGACGAGGAAGGGGAGGGGGGCCAGAAGGUCACGGUGUUUUUCACGCGGAACGGGAAGCUGGUGGGCCGCAGGGAGGUGGUGCUGCCACCAGGGGGCUUCUACCCCACGGUGGGCAUGAUGAGCACGGGGGAGAAGGUCCGCGUGGAGCUACACCCCCUCAGCGGCUGACCCCCAGGGACCCACCCGGGCCCCCCCCCCUCAGCGGCUGACCGGCGAGCCCCCAGGGACCAUACCGGGACCCCCCCCCCCCCCCCUCAGUGGCUGACCAGGGGACCCCCAGGGCCGUCCCUGGGCCUCAGCACUCCUCCAGGAUCCUGCAGCCCCCUAGACCAGCUGGACCCCCCAGCUGAGCUCCACGGAGGACCACCGCACGUUCACUGCCAAGGUUUCUAUCGUCUGUCCCCACUGGGUCCUGGUCGACCAACACUAGCCGGGCCUGGAGCUCAGCGUCCACCUCCAACCAAUCCCCUCUGUGUGAACAAUCAGGAGGCUAACGAGCUCUGCUGUGAUUGGCUGGUUCUGGGGUCAGGUGUCAGUGUGGGAGUGUGGUAGCCAGAUGUUAAGAGAACUGAUCUCGGGUCAGCCCUGAGGGGGAAAGGGCUGCCCUGCAUCAGAGGGGGGUCUCUAUAGUUUACAAAGAUCAUAACACGACACAUGAAUGCUGUUCCAUAACAUAUCUCCAUGUUUUAAAUAUUGCUUGACCGCUAACUCCAAAAUAGUUUAUCGAAGGCGACAGAGAAAGGGGUGACACCACUUAUUUUUAUAUUUGGCUCUAAGAGAGUUGAACAAAAGUAGACCAUAAGAACCAUUUUAGACCUUACGACACCCUCAUCCUAUUGAAUAAAGAGAUUUGAUAUUUUAAACAUUAUACAGUAUGUUCAAGGGUUUCUGUUUAACUGUCUCCUGCUGCUGGUGACGGGCAUGAACAGGUGAAGCUCCCUGCUGGGAUGGAGUCUGCAGUCCGCAGUAACUCAGUGCUGAGGACAGAGUGGGCAACAUGCUGGCAGUGUUGUAGAGAGCGGCGCGCUGAAUGACAAUCAGUCUGCUGUUUUAUUUAUAUCACUUGAACAACAGCUAGAGCGCCAUCGGGAAAUGUUGGUUGCGUAACUAGAUUCUAGCAAACCUGAACACGGCGACAUUAGACUAGUGUUUCUGCUUGUUAGGGUUUCUGCUUGUUGUUCGGCGUGAAUUCACAGACCGGAAGUCUGUCCUGAAACCACGAGGCUCUGGAGCCUGACGCCGUCCAGAGACUCUUCCGGUAGUCUGAAGAACAUUACAGGUUAAAGACCGAUAUGCAUAAUAGCUUGUACCUCAGAAUCGUCUAAGCUGUGCCAGAGUACCCAAUAUAAAUUAUCAAACCAAAACUGCUACUUUAUAUAUUAAUUACUAUUAUACUAUUAAUAUAAUAUAAUUAACAAUUUCCAAAUGUGCCGGGUAUAUUUUGUAUCUGUUAAUGAUGAUAUGCCCCAGACCUCAUGAUAAGUACCCAUGAUGAAUACCCUUAAACCAUCUUGCCCUAUGGUCAAACCCAGUAUCAUUGAACCCAUUCAUCCCUAGGGCCAAACAGAACCAUUACACCCAUAUACUCCUCUGGUCAAACCCAGACCCAUUAAACCCAUCUAGCCCUCUGGUCAAACCGAGAGUCCUCCAGGCUGACUCCCCAUCAGACACCAGGCAGGGACUGGACUGAAUACCAAAGGUUGUUUUAAAAUGGCCACUUAAGCACUGCCAAUGAGCUCUGAAAAGUAUGUCUGCUUUUCACCUCAUCGAGACCCCAUACUCCAUCCUAAAGUGACCAGGGUGCUACAGCUCCCUGGUCAACAAAACAACCACCACAUUGACUGCGUGGUUAAUUCAGGCUUAAAGAGGACCAUCAUUUACUGGAAGCUGAAAGGCUGUGGGUUCGAUCCCCGGUGUCCCAGCCUGCCUGCUCCUCCAUGACCUUUAUCUGAAUGUCCUGGAGGUCACUAAGCAUCGGAAGAAUACAAAUCGGUAGAGGAAUCGGUCAUAAAGCGUCUGCUAAAUACAAAUCGAAUGAGGAAUUAAAGUGAAAUCGAAAUGAGCCUUACCGCAGGAAAGGAGGAACUGUCAGAAUAUUAGUUAUUAAUGAAGCCGAAGGAAUAUUUGGCUGUUAAAAAAAAAAAAGAGGCUUUUCCAAGCAAGUGAUGCAAUAUGCUUUACAUAGUCAGCACUUUAAAAUGCAAAACAUUAAUGUUUGUACUUCUAUAGAGCUGAAUAUUAAUGGGCCAAUAUAAAGCUUGUUUAUUUAGGAGAAACAACACUUAUGUCCGUGUUCAGACACGUCAGUGAUACAGUUUGAAUACUUCUGUCUUCUUCUCAUUGUUCCAGUGUGUGCAUGUAUCUUUUCUAUUUAAUAGACUGAUAAUGUUCUAUUUUGAGUACUAAAACGGACGAUGUACAUAACGCAAAGUCCGUUCUGUCUCCUGGGGUUGAAUCUCAGAUCAAUCCUGGUUCUUCAGUCGGAGACUAAAGCGUUCACUGUUUUAAUGCCAAAUCAUUUUUUAAUGUUUGUUCAUAUGUUUAAGUGGCAAAAAAUCAAAAUACAACCAAAAAAUGCCUGAAAUAGUGUUUGAGAACUUGAGAGGCACAGCCAAUUGCUGCUGGAUCCAAUCCCAAAUGUAUAAGUGUGUCUUGAUUGAGCACAAUGCCUAAUCCCUCCUUACUCCUGAUCGGCACGCAUACACCGAUUCACUGUAAGCUGUGUGAAUGAGUGUCUCAAUGACUCGAUUAAAGGAAAAGGGCUGUAGACUAUUAUUUCCUUGAUGUUUAUUGUGUGUCGUCUUUGUGACUUUACUUUACUACUCAAGGAUGAUGAUGUUUAAAUGAUAACGCUCACAAACCCUCCAACACCACACACAUCCUCAACCUCUGCAUUUAACCAAUGAUCUCUAGAAAGACAACUUCAUCCCCAACAACCUUGGGAUGAAAUAAUUCUAAACUCUUACAAAAGUUACAUUUAGUUUGAAAUCUAUCUCUGGUUGGCGGUAAGCUCCCGAGCUGAACAGAGCUGAGUCUGAGACUGCACAAAGUCAACAUGAGAUGCUGGUACUGUAUAAAUACAUUUAUUGCAAUUGUCAAACUUCUAUUUGCACAAAAACACAAUGCAAAACAUGUUUGGUCAUUUGUAAAAAUGUAUAAAACAUGAGUAGACUAAUUAACAUUUACCGUCACCAUUUUACUGACAUUUCGACCUGAACAUUGGAGAUGAAGAAGACUGUUUUGGAAUGGCUGAACAUACCGUCAGUGUGUUCCUGAGUCCACAUGCAGAUCUAGUAAUCACGGUUCUGCAUGGAGCAGAUCUAGAACGCGCGGUUCUGCAUAGAGCCAUGCUGCUUCUGAAGGCAUCACUGUAUAUUUGGUUAUGCAUAUUAACAUUGAAUAAAUCUUGCAAAGAGUUUGUAUAGAUGGUGCUUGUUCAAGCCGUUGAGAUAUCGCACUGCAGAAGGAAAUCAGAUGGAGAAUGCGUGCAUUUUAAUAUUCUCCCUUGUUGAUCAUAAAUAACAAAAAAGGCUGAGAAAACAGCGUGACAUUUGUUUUAAUGACUAAUAUUACGUUCAUUAAAUAUCCUGUUUAGAUUGUUAGUUUAACCUGUGCUGUGCUCUUGGCAAAUGGCUCAGAAAUCCGACCUCUUGCUUUUAUAUAGAAGUGUGUUAUUAGUUUGGAGCCUGCUUCAGACGGCCAGGAGGUUUUCCAGCAGACGUGUGCGGAGAUACGAUCCUCUCUGGAGGCCUGCAGCACAUUCAAUCAUGAAGGCACAUCACAUAUUCAGAAACAGGAGGCAGAAAGAGGAGCGCUAAUUGCUAGUUUGAAUCACUGUGUUAUUACGUAUCUGCCCAUAAUAACAUACAAUCAUCAUGGAAAAUCAAGACUCAAAAAAGGGG